CAGAGAAUCGCCCACCUCCCUCCUCGGACAGUGGGGAGUCCUCACCCUAUUUGGAAAUCUUCAUCUCCUGCAGGGAGACGAACAGAUCCCGCAGCAAGAGGAGCCAAGACUCCCGGAGGAACAGCAGAGAGUGGGAGAGAGAGUAAGGCCAGUUGACAGUCCUGAGGCUUGUCAGCAACAUGGCCCAGUCUAAGGUGAAUCAGGUAAAGGGGAGCGAUGCAGAGAACAAAUUCUUCCGCUCUGUGUCCAUGGCAGAUCGAUCAGGGCGAUUACUGGAGACACUGGAUACCUUAGAGUUGAGGGUGGAAGCUUUGCGGGAAGCAGCGGCUUCAAUGGAGCAAGAGAAGGAAACCCUCCUGGAACUGAUCCAAAGUGUGCAGAACAGCCAGGACAUGAAGCAUAUUAGUGAAGGGGAACGGGAAGAACUCAAUGUAACAGCCGAUCGCCUCAUUGGCCGAACCCUAACAGUGAUGGUUUCUGUGGAGACAAUCCGGAGUCUUCAGCAGGAGGAGGCCCUCAGCAAGGCCACUGCAUUGAUUGAUGAGGUGGUCAGCAAGGUCCUAGAGGAUUUGAGAAGCAACAAGAAACGCUUGGUGGCUCUCUACAAUGCCUGCUCCUCUGACACGCCUCCGGGCCCAGUCGACCAGAAGUUCCAAUCUAUUAUCAUAGGCUGCGCCUUAGAAGAUCAGAAGAAAAUCAAAAGCAGACUGGAAAAGCUGAUUAGAAAUGUCUCCAAUGCUAACAGAUCAAUCACCCUGUUAGACCAGCAGAAAGCAGAGCCUGACAACUACAAUCAUGUAUACUGAAGCACUCCACACCUGUGCUAUACUUCGUCACAUUGACACCAUCUUGCCAGUGAGUUAGAGGUCGGAGACUCGUAGCAUAACUCAUGGCAGUUGGCCAGUUUUACAGCAAAAGAGGUCUAUUAACUCAGCAAACCAUCUAUUUAAACAGCAAGCUGCAGAAAACAGUCACAGAGUCUGUUUAAAGGAGUCACCGCUCUUUGCACCAAAUCAUGCUUAUGAUUGAAAAUAUAGGAAACAGAACUCAUGGCCUUAUAACAGAAUCUUCUGAUAAAAAUUCCCAUAAAUAAUUCAGUGAAUGGAGAUAGCCACAUAAAACAAAUUACAUGCAUAAACCAAUCACAGUCACCAUCAGUUCUGUCUCCAGGUGUGCUUGUCAGAAGCUAUUAACCAGUCAUCUCAAUCUAACUGGAAAUUGUAGUGUCACUAUAUGCCACCCAAGAUAUAUUAACUAUAAUCACACAGAUACAUCUAGGAAUAACAUGUCCAUCAAAGGAAUCCCAAGGAUGAAUGUGAGAUGAUUUAAGAGCCUAUAAAUACUGCUGGAGACAAUAUUCAAAGUGAAUUGAAAUCAUAGCUGGUAAUCUUUCCCAAUAACCAGUAAAAUACACUUCCAAGAUCAAUUUCCAGUUGGAGACACUACUGUCCAUUGUAGCUUUGGUCUUAUUGUGAUUUUAUGGUUUGUGGGCACUUUUAUUCUUCAAAUAUAGAUAUUCCUGAUGAGGAUUG
Messenger RNA from Hemiscyllium ocellatum (epaulette shark), 1532 nucleotides. It is a transcript of the gene bag2, whose product is annotated as BCL2 associated athanogene 2. Bases 180 to 806 code for a protein of 208 amino acids. Gene Ontology annotation, biological process: protein stabilization. Lineage: Eukaryota; Metazoa; Chordata; Chondrichthyes; Orectolobiformes; Hemiscylliidae. Gene Ontology annotation, molecular function: protein-folding chaperone binding; adenyl-nucleotide exchange factor activity. The transcript has 3 exons. The record is from RefSeq and is a predicted model, not a curated record.